AUCAAACAUGUGUAUUAUUAAUGAGAGGGAGUUCAAUUUGUCUGCUCAAAGAUAGAGUUUGAUUAGAGAGAGAGAGAGAGGAAACUUCUCACCGAAGAAGAAGUUAGUUGAUUUGAUUAUAAAAGUCUUUGAUAGUAAAGUAAACCCCACCGAUUGAUUCACCCAGAUACCAUAGAAUCACAAUCAUCGUUUUUCCGUAUAGCUUCCGACCACUUUCCUGAUAAUGGGUUUGCCGGAGGUUGCCGAUUACGCUCAUAAUUUCGCCGUCAUGGUCAGAGUUCAAGGACCUGACCCGAAGGGCCUAAAGAUGAAUAGGCACGCUUUCCACCAUUAUAACUCUGGCAAUACAACGAUUUCAGCAUCCGGAAUGUUAUUUCCAGAAUCAUUCAAGGUUUCUCCUACUGUUAAGAACUUUAACGGUGAUAAUAAGACUGCACGGCUCAUUGUGACGGUUGCAUCAGUGAUUGAACCGUUUUUAUCACUGCAGCACAGGGAAAAGUUGUCUCAGCAGGACAAACCAGAGCUGAUUCAUGGUGCUCAGGUUGAAAUAAUGAUCGAGGGAAACAAUCGGUUUGAGCAUGACAGUAACGAGAAACAUCAUUGUUGGAUAUCUGCACAAGUUCUAUCAUUGGUUGAUGUUCCUGCAUCUUCUGUUGUUGUCGAAUCGCUUAUUCAAGCUUCUUCAGGAUCAGAACGUAGCUGGGAAGUUGGUUGGUCAUUGGCCAAAUACAACGAUGGUUCCCAACCUUUUGUUGAGGGACAUAGGGAUAUAUUGGCCGCAGAAUUAAGCAAUUCAAGUUACUUGGCCAGUUCAACAAUGAGACUUGCCCUUCUUAUUGUUCCCCAUUACAGUUUCAAGGCUUUACCGAACCUGAAAAUGUCACCCUCCUACAAGCAAGGUGACCUCAUUCUCACUGUGGGAUCUCCUUUUGGCAUUUUGUCCCCAACCCACUUUUUUAACAGUGUAUCUAUGGGUUCUAUUGCCAACUGCUACCCUUCUGAUUCAGUGAAGAGUUCAUUGUUGAUGGCUGAUAUCCGUUGUCUUCCUGGAAUGGAAGGUAGUCCAGUUUUUGGGGGAGAGGCGCAACUAAUUGGCAUGCUGACAAGGCCAUUAAGACAAAAGAGUAAUGGUGCUGAAAUACAGCUGGUGAUUCCAUGGGAAGCCAUUGCAACUGCUUGCAGUGACUUACUACUGCAGGAGGAGCCUGAAAAGGCAUACAAUGGAUCUUCUUUCGAUGAUGGACAUCUAAAGAAUUGUUUGCCAGAGGAGGAGUCUUCAUCGGUUAUCAAGAAGGCAGUGACUUCUGUUUGUCUUCUGACCAUUGACGAUGGAGUUUGGGCUUCUGGCAUUUUGCUAAACAAACAAGGUCUAAUCCUUACCAACGCUCACUUUUUGGAGCCUUGGAGGUUUCAGAGAUCAACUGUACAGAGUGAUACGAAUGAAGAUAUUCUUUUCACGUCGUCGUCAAAUAAUCAGCCUUUGCGGAAAGAUUUUUCAGCAGGUAAAAAACCCAUUGGUCGUAGAUUCGGGUUGAACAUGAUGAGCUAUAGAAGAAACAUUCGUGUCCGUUUGGAUCAUGAAGAUCCUUCGAUAUGGUUUGAUGCUAGGAUGGUGUAUGUAUCCAAGGGACCCUUGGAUGUUGCUCUUUUGCAGCUUGAGUUUGUGCCAGACCGACUUAACCCCAUUGUUGUCGACUUCACUUGUCCAUCCCCAGGCUCAAAGGUGUUUGUUGUUGGACAUGGAUUAUUUGGACCAAGAUGUGAUUCCCUUCCUUCUGUGGGUGUGGGGGUUGUUGCUAAGGUUGUUGAAGCAAAGCGGACUUUAACUAGUCAAACGGGCUUGCAAGUUAAUAAACGGGAAAGUUUCCCAGCUAUGCUUGAAACAACUGCAGCUGUUCAUCCUGGUGGCAGUGGAGGUGCGGUUUUAAACUCAGAUGGUCAUAUGAUUGGGCUGGUCACGAGUAACGCUAGGCAUGGUGGAGGAACGGUGAUACCACAUCUCAACUUCAGCAUUCCGUGUGCAGCUCUUGAGCUAAUCUUCAAGUUCUCAAAAGCAGCAACAGAUAUGCAGGACAUGUCACUGCUGGAAGAGAUGGACAGGGCGGACGAACACCUUUCUUCUGUCUGGGCAUUGGUUCCGCCUUCUCCCAAGCCAAAGACAACUUUACAAGGUGAUAUUGGACAAGACGGUAAGGGUUCUCGUUUUGCCAAGUUCAUAGCAGACACAAAAGAAGGUCAAGCUGGGAAACUGGGCCAAUUCGCCAAGCUGGCUAGGAUUUCUACAGAGUUCGCCCCAAGCAAAUUGUAACAAAUCAGAUCAUCUUCCAUCUCCACCUAUAUAUAUACAUAUAUAUGAGCAAACUUGGGACUAAUUGUGAUAGAAAGUCCCUGGAGGGUGGAUUUAUUUCCUGGCUUUUGCUAUUGCCUUUUGAUAGCUUCCCUUUGAUAUCGACAUUAUUUGGGAAGAUUACAUAUUUUAUUGUUGUUGUUGCUCAUAUAGAUUAAUCAUUUAGAGAUCAAGUAAUUCAAUAAUAAAUGUAAUCUGAAUAAGGAGAAAAACUGUCUGAUAUCUCUUUAUAAAAAUAAAUUCCUCACAUACC
Impatiens glandulifera is the source of this 2600-nucleotide messenger RNA. RefSeq names its product glyoxysomal processing protease, glyoxysomal. Gene Ontology annotation, molecular function: serine-type endopeptidase activity. Gene Ontology annotation, biological process: protein processing. The transcript is spliced from 14 exons. Lineage: Eukaryota; Viridiplantae; Streptophyta; Magnoliopsida; Ericales; Balsaminaceae. Bases 224 to 2308 code for a protein of 694 amino acids. Gene Ontology annotation, cellular component: peroxisome. The record is from RefSeq and is a predicted model, not a curated record.